CACGCAGGCCAGUGAGGAACGUCCGGGGCCGGGGUGCAGAGCUGUCCCGCGGUGGCGGGUGCGGGGCUCCGAUCCCAGCCGCGGGGUGGCCGGGACGCCCGGACCCUCUCCUCCUCGAGACUUUCACUUUCCCGCUGGGGAAAACUUGGGCGCCGCGCUGCUCUCGGGGGUGAGGGCUGGGGCGUCGGCCCGCCCCGGGGUGCCGCAUCGGGAUCCCGGGCUGAGCCCCCGCCUGGCUGCGCGCCUGCCGGUGCCGGGAGGGAGGGCGCGGGCACCCGGCGGGCGCAGAUGGAGCAGGGGACUGCUGUGGGCGACCCCGCCGCGCGCCAAGCGGACGCCGCAACUUCGGGAACCCGCGCGGCGGCAGGGAGUCGCGCGGCGUGUGCGCACCAGGGCUUCCCCAGCCUCUCCCGGAGCAGUGAGAACGCGGCUCCCGCACGCGCCCUUCCCCGAGGCGGGGGUCCCGCAGUCUCUGUUCUCCCGGCCCGAGGGCCAGGGAGACCCGUUCAGAAUGAAGACAUUCAAAUGCUGUUUUAAAUACCCAGCACAGCAGAAAGUUUUCAUCUUAUUUGUAACUCUAUGGCUGUUCUCCUUGUUGAAGCUUCUAAAUGUGAGAAGCCUCCUCUUCCCUCAAAGAGGCAUUUACUUGGUUGAAUCCUCCCUGAGUACCUCGCCUUUUGUAAGGAACAGAUACACCAAUGUGAAGAAUGAAGUCAGGUAUGAAGUUAACUGUUCGGGUGUCUAUGAACAGGCGCCUUUGGAAAUUGGCAAGAGUCUGGAGAUAAGAAGGAAAGACAUCAUUGACUUGGAUGAUGAGGAUGUCAUGGCAAUAACCAGUGAUUGUGACAUUUAUCAGACCCUGAGAAGGUACCAUCAAAAGCCUGUUUCAAGGGAGGAGAAGAGCUUCCCAAUAGCGUAUUCUUUGGUUGUUCAUAAAGAUGCCAUUAUGGUUGAAAGGCUACUUCAUGCUAUAUACAACCAGCACAAUAUUUACUGCAUCCAUUAUGACCAUAAGUCACCUGAUACCUUCAAGGUUGCCAUGAACAAUUUAGCUAAGUGCUUCUCCAAUGUUUUCAUUGCCUCCAAAUUAGAGACAGUGCAAUAUGCACACAUUUCCAGACUCCAAGCUGAUCUGAAUUGCUUGUCAGACCUCCUCAAGUCCCCGGUUCAGUGGAAGUAUGUUAUCAAUCUGUGUGGGCAAGAUUUUCCUUUGAAGUCAAACUUUGAAUUAGUGUCAGAGUUGAAGAAACUCAAUGGAGCAAAUAUGUUAGAAACGGUGAAACCCCCUACCAGUAAAAUGGAAAGAUUCACUUAUCACCAUGAACUCAGACAGGUGCCUUAUGAAUAUGUGAAGCUACCAAUAAGGACGAACAUCUCCAAGGAAGCCCCCCCUCAUAACAUUGAGAUAUUUGUUGGCAGUGCUUAUUUUGUUUUAAGUCGAGCAUUUGUUAAAUAUGUCUUCAACAACUCCCUCGUUAAAGACUUCUUUGCCUGGUCUAAAGAUACAUACUCUCCUGAUGAACAUUUUUGGGCUACCUUAAUUCGGGUACCAGGCACACCUGGGGAGAUUUCUAGGUCAGCCCAGGAUGUGUCUGACUUACAGAGUAAGACCCGCCUUGUGAAAUGGAACUAUCAUGAAGGCCUUUUGUACCCCCGUUGUACUGGCUCCCACCUUCGAAGUGUGUGUAUCUUUGGAGCGGCAGAAUUAAGGUGGCUUAUAAAUGACGGGCAUUGGUUUGCUAAUAAAUUUGAUUCUAAGGUGGAUCCUGUCUUGAUUAAAUGCCUGGCAGAAAAGCUUGAAGAGCAACAGAGACAAUGGAUUACUUUGUCUUCGAAAAAGUUACUUAUGGCUAAAAAUGCCGUAAUCACAUCAUGAUAAAAUCAUGAUAGAAAGAAGGGUAUCUGAUAAAGAGAGCUCAUGUGGACUUGUGUGCUUUACCAUGCCUGGUCCCACUCGAGCGUAACCCACUCAUAGUUUGCGAGGUGUCCAAAAUACCACGCACAAAGGCGACAAUUAGCCUGCGUUUGGUUGGGUGUUUUCAUGUUUAUUUUUCCUUGUAACCUUAUGGAGCUAAAUCAGAGAUUUUAAAGAGUCCAUCAUCAGAGCCCAGUAACUACUGAGCUCCAACUGUAUGCCAGGUACGUUUACAGAAACGUGUAGGAAUUAAAUCCAAAUUGUAAUGAGCUAUACAAUGCCAUCAAGGCUUGCCCUAGUCACACCGCAACCUUAAUAUCUGAAGUUUUCCACAUAGCAGUCAGGACUGCUAUGAAAAGGUGUUGGAGUGUGGGAUAAUCACGUAACCAUCGAAACCACCAAGUUCAGGGUAGUGUUUAAGUACAGUGACCAACACUCCCCUUGUCUCUUAAUUCAGCUCCCUAGACUUUUCUUAACCUUUUUGAAUAUUAGAAGGAGAAACUCCACUACCUCAGGAAAGCUCAACGAAUUGCCCGAUUUCCUGCUUGCCAAAGCAUAAUUUUCCUGUUGGUGCCUGACCCUUUCAAUUCAGAGUCAGAAGACGCUGUUGGUGGGGCAUUUAUAGUGUGUGAAUGUUAGGGAGGCUGGGUGGGGGGUGGGGCGACUGGGACAGGUGGUGCCUGAAGAGAAGAAAAAGGGUUUAUAGGACUUCUGCGUCAUGUUACACAAUGGUUUCAUGAAUGGUCUCAUUUUUAAUUCAAUUAGUUCUUUAAAAUUAUUGAUUAAAAAUAAGAACUUGAUUAACAGUUCAAAGUGUUACAGUCCCGAACAUUGAACCUAAGUCUUCUAGCUCAUAGAUUAUCAUUAUAUGUAGGUUUUUUACAGUGGAAUUAGUGUAAUUUUGUUUUAUGGAACCGUUAAGCUAAGAGUCACUGAAUUUUCUUGAAAAGGUUGUGUAAAAUAUGAACGCUUUCUUAAUUAACUCUUAUGGUCAUUUAAAAUUUUUGCUUAUGUCUCCAAUAACUAUCCAAGUAGAAUCCAAACUAAAACUUACAAAAGCUCUAAGUCCACUGAACUCUUCUCAGCUUAGACACAGAGAGGAAAAGUUAAGUUUCUUAAAGACAUAGAAAGAAUAUUCAUUAGUGGUAUCUUGUAAAACCUACACCUUAGAAAACUACCAAACGAAUCAAAUAUACAUCUGUUUUACUGUCCGUGUGUUGUGCUGGAGGUGAAAGGGGACAGGAGCAGGGUCCUGAGAACAGGUUGUAACAUUUUUUCCAUCUCUUGGGAAAUCAUGGAACUCAUGUAAAAAUUUCUUGCUAAUCUUAUGUUUCAGUGUCAGCCUCAGUAUCUACAUAAGGACGUACUAAUCAAGGCCAAUAUGAGACUAUUUGGAAGACUAGAGUAUUUAAAUAUUUUUGUAAAUGUCUGUGUUCUACAUGCGAAAUGCACUUUGCUGGUUUUAAAGUGUGUGAUACUGCCAAGGGCACCACUUCUCUCUGUUUCUUCUCUGGAACUCAUUUUUCUUCCUCUUUUCCCCCCACCCCCUUCAAAUUACUUCAUUCUCCAGAAAACAACUAUGACUAUGCCGCUAUUCUUAAAAAUAAGUUAACUGUUGGGAGUGCCUGGGUGGCUCAGUCGGUUAAGUGUCUGACUCUUGGUUUCAGCUCAGGUCAUGAUCUCAGGGUCAUGAGAUCAAGCUUCACGUGGGGCUCCAUGCUCAUUGAGGAGUCUGCUUAAGAUUCUCUCCCACUGCCCCUCCCCCCCCAAUAAAUAAAUCUUUAAAAAAAAAAUAAGUAACUGUUGGAUAGAGUUAAGUUCUGCAGAAGAUACUUACCAGUUUGUUAACGUGUAACUGUGACAAGCUAAGUCAUUUUGGUCUCCAUGAGCCUCAGCGUUCCUGGUCUUUAAAGUGAGUACUUGGAUGCCUACUCUGGCUUCCUCACACAUGUGUGUGUGUGAGAGAGAAUCAAUUAAAAUAUGUGUGAACUGGUUUGAAAAUGGAGACAAACUAUUAACAAUAAAUACCAGAGAGUAGUAUCUGAUCCAGCCCCUUUUGUGAGACUUAACUGUUUAUCUCUUCUGGAAAACCUUUGAAAUAUGAAAGAAGCCACACCACAGGAGCAACUUCUAUAAAUGAAUCCGGGUACAGAGAGACCCCUGUUACCACAUCUGGAGUUCUUUUUAAGCCAACAGGAUCUAUUUUUCAUACCUUGUAGGCUUCAGUACACAAGGUCCCACUGAAAUCUCAGUUUUUGUGCCUUUGGCCAUCAGAAUAAAUGUAAAGGCUGAAAAGUAAGUAUCAACCUCCUGGUCCAGUGUCUUGCCUCCUGGUGAGAAAUGAUUCUAUCCCUCGUUUAUUGGAAAAUUUCCCAGUCAUUAGUCACUUUCAUGCCAUAUUCCAAUGAAACAUGGCCCCACAAAGAGGUGGCAGUGCCUUUUCGUCCCCAUUGACACAUUUCCAGGGAUUCAAUUCAACAUUUCAGGGAGCUUGUCCGGUCGUCUCUUUUGCCUUGGGAAUCCUGCAGUUUCCUUACAUGUCUUCGAACCUCCUUCAGACCAGAUUUUUCUGCUAAAACCUUUUGGUAUGAUUUUUUUCUGGUCUAGACAUGUUCUGCAGUCUGUGUAUUAUCAUCAUUCUUUGCAUAGUAUUUACUGAAUCUAGACUCUAAGUUAUUUGGCAAUGAGACCAGGACCUUGAAGUUUGUGAAUUGUGUUAGAUAUUAAUAAUGAAAGAGCUACUAAAAUAGAUCGACAUUAUGUGAACUGUCUACUAUAACAUUAUAAUAUUUGAAGAUCAAUAUUGCUGCUAUUUUUAAUGUUUUGGUUAUUCUAAAUGAAAUAUGUAUAUAUACAAAUAAAGUGUUUAAAUUUCCAGAGUUAAGUUUGAAGAUUUCUCUUGCCUUCCAGAAUGUGAAUAUUAUACAUACAUACAUAUAUAUAUAUUUUUUGACAUAUUUCAUGAAAACAAAACUGACAAUCUUCUUUGAGAAUGAAAAGUGAAUGUAUUAUGUGUAUGUUACAGCUGUUUUUGUUGUUGUUGUUUUUACCAUUUUUGAAAGACAUAUUUCCUAUUGUAGGUGUUUGAAAGAGGUUGAUGUUGCAUUUUGGUAUUAUGCUGCUAGCAGAUGUUAAUUCUCUAGAAUUGUAAAAUAAAAUAUGCUCCGAAAACCAAA
Molecule: messenger RNA, 5091 nt
Organism: Ailuropoda melanoleuca (giant panda)
Lineage: Eukaryota; Metazoa; Chordata; Mammalia; Carnivora; Ursidae
Gene: GCNT4
Product: glucosaminyl (N-acetyl) transferase 4
Exons: 2
Coding region: 512-1876 (454 amino acids)
Cellular component (GO): membrane
Molecular function (GO): acetylglucosaminyltransferase activity
Source: RefSeq, a predicted model, not a curated record